CCCGGAGCCAGACGGGAGGCGAGGAGGACACUGCCUGGACACUGGUGUGGUCGCUGGGUGCUCCGCAGACCGCUGACACCAUCCAGACUGAAAAUGGUGUUUGGACUGGGCUGCCAGAGAGAAAGGCUCUACAAGCCCCUGUACACAGCGCAUCUCUUCAUUCUUGCAGAAAACCCACAAACCAGAACCCGCACAGCCUCGUGUCCUGUGGCAGUGACCUUCAACGCUGGCCUGCACACCGGUAAUGGUGUGGUGUACUACUAUUUUCAGGGGCCUGUGGGGAAGACAGCCCCUGACCAUGACAUGGCUGAGGAGCCCUCACAGCUUGAAGGGGAGACCUUAAGGCCGGUGUGGGGGCCGAUGGAUAAGUGCUACCCUGGGACCACUCAGAGACGCAGAGUGAAGAGCGGGAAGAAGCAAGCCUCUGAGGCCAGGACCCCCAAGGCAACGGGGGGACUGAGCAGUGCUGCCCCCACGGAGGAGACUGAGCUCUGGUCUCAGCGUGCGGGGGAGGUGAGGCCCCCAGAGGAGGAAGCGGGCAGCCUGGGCCCUGUGGCCAAGGAGCGAGAGGCGGCGGGGACCCCAGGCUGGGAGGUGAGCAGAGACGUCGGACAGGAGAGCGUGGCACACCCUCCGGAAGUAUCUGAGGAGGACAGCGAGGAGGAAAGGCCUGGGGGCUGGGUCCCCCAGCUCCUGCAGAAGCUCUGGCUGGACUGGUUCCCAGCCCCUGACAUCCCGAAGACGCAGAACCACGAGUGACCAAGUGUCCAAUAAAUCCGGAGACUUGCUGCUUCUCCUGGCCCAGCCGCUUCCUUUCAGGGGCUUUGUCUAAACGCAGCAAGGCCUGGUCCACACUCCCUGCCCAGACGAGCUGCCUCUGAGCCGCCCCCACAACUGCUGGUCCUGCGGAGAGGCUCCCGGCCCCAUGCCAAGGGGCAGAGCAAGUUCCCCUAGGGUGGAGAGCUGGGGAGCUCCAUGGCGUGACCACACUCGGAAGGUGCUGGGGGGCCCCCGUCAGGGGUGCUGUUGGUAUGGGGCGGAGGGGUGUCCUCUGGCGAAAGAGACACCCUGACCUCUCCGGUCCGCAAACAGUUCCCUGAAGGCACCAGGCGGUCUGCCCAGG
Mustela erminea (ermine) is the source of this 1123-nucleotide messenger RNA. RefSeq lists its product as uncharacterized. The transcript has 10 exons. Bases 94 to 759 code for a protein of 221 amino acids. Lineage: Eukaryota; Metazoa; Chordata; Mammalia; Carnivora; Mustelidae. The record is from RefSeq and is a predicted model, not a curated record.